Peniophora sp. CBMAI 1063 is the source of this 1770-nucleotide messenger RNA. The record is from the annotation of a GenBank genome assembly. Lineage: Eukaryota; Fungi; Basidiomycota; Agaricomycetes; Russulales; Peniophoraceae.
AUGCGUCGUAUCUUGUCGAGGAAUCGCUUCCCACUCACAACUCUGUUACUUGUAUCUUGUAUAGCAAGCGUUGCAGGACAGAACCUCGUCGUUCCCUCGAAUUGGGCGGGCACAACAUCGGAUCUCGAUUAUGAGGCGCGUGUUGCAUUGGCGAGCGGAGCAGCAGCAGCCCUGAACGCCAAUGUAAACCCCUCUGUCCAGACUAACCCAUCCAAAGGGGCCAGUCCUCCACAACUUCCUCAGUUGAGGUACUUCAGCAGCACCUUCGCUGUCUUCGCCCUACAAGACUACUACAGUGGCAACUCGACCUGGAACGACACCGUCGUAGACGGCAUUCUCGAUUACCUCAACGCUUACGGGUUCUACGGGAUACUGCCGAAUACAGUCAACUCUGACUCUGUGUACUGGGGGCUCGCGUUGUAUUACGCCUACCGUACGUACCGACAACAAGCCCUACUUGAUCAGGCUAUCGUCGCGUGGAACAUGACCUACGUCAACGGUUUCAUCACUCCCGAUGUAGCGGCUUCUGGCAACGGCGCCGGGCGCAACGUUUCGAUCUUGCCGCCCAGCAACUGCACUGCUAAUGGAACUUAUGCCGGAGGGGUGUUCUUUUACAAAGACGUGCAUAACGACACAGCAAUCAAUGCGUAUACGGUCGCGCCAUUCAUGACGCUAUCAGCAUACCUAUUCGAAGAGACCAAAGAGACUAUAUUCCAACAAGCCGCACAGUUAUCGUUGGACUUCUCCAUCAAUCGCCUUUGGAAUGGAACGGUCUUCUUGGACACGUUCUGGCCAUUAAGCUGCCAGUACCUCGAUAGCUGGACAUCACUAGACGAAUGGUACAUAGAAGGAAUAGCUGUCUGGGCGAAUAUCACUGGAAACGGCACCUUAACAACAUUUCUGGAAACGGUCAUCACCAAUGCCACGACUUUGAGCCUAUGGAAUCUUGACAAUGGCAACAUCAAAGAGUUCUUCGAUCCCUCAGAUUGGGACAGCAUUGAUAAAGGGAUCUACAUUCGAGCGCUCGCAGAAGCUCGUAGGCGCAACCCCGGGACAGCGCUUGCUAAGUACAUAGAGGCGUACAUCACAGUCCAGUUCAAUGCCCUUCUGACUCAUGCCCGUGCGCCGAACACGAACUAUUACACGACUGCAUGGUCAAGCGGACCUGCGAACUCAACAUUCUCAGCAUCCGGCAAUAUCGCAGCCUUAGACGUGCUUAAUGCAGUCUUCGAUUUUGUUGCACCAACCAUGUCGUCCUCAUCGCCAGGAAGCACGAAUUCAUCGGCACCUGGCAACCAUCCUCAGGUUACAAAGCCUGCGAGCAAGAGUUCCAAGACCGGGAUCAUCGCUGGAAGUGUGGUGGGCAGCAUCACGGCCAUUGUCUCCGUCGUCCUACUUCUCUUCUUGUGGCGGCGUCGCAGCCAACAUCUCAAUGCUGGCCCAUCACUCCCGCAAGACCCGUCCAGCCCGACCGGCGGAGAAGCCACAGCGAACACCGAGCCAUUCAUGCUGCUAUCCUCGCCUCUACCGCAUUCGGGCAAAUGGCAACGUUUCUAUGCCCCGCGUUCCGACGAGGGCUCUGCGCCAUGGUCUGCACCGCCAGUGAGCGAGCCCGAAGUAUCAAGCCCUUCGCAGAGCGCGGGAUACUACGGAGACGCGACAGAUCAUGCAGAGCUACCGACUCUGGUCCGUCGUCUUUACGACUUGUUGCAGGGCAAUCAUGGGUCUGGGGAGCUUCCACCUCAGUACGACGAACGCGAGCGGAGUUAG